UGAGAACUGAUGUGUAUCGGGAAUUAUUUCAGCCCACGGCGUGAAAGAAGAUGGACACACUACAUAAACUAAAACAAUUUGAUGCUUAUCCGAAAACUCUUGAGGAUUUCCGAAUUAAAACAUGCAGCGGAGCUACGGUCACCAUCAUAAGUGGUCUCAUCAUGUUGAUCCUGUUCUUCUCAGAGUUGCAGUAUUAUCUCACUAAGGAGGUCCAUCCUGAAUUGUUUGUGGACACAUCACGAGGAGACAAACUGAAAAUCAACAUUAAUGUGAUAUUUCCUAACAUGCCGUGUGCCUAUCUCAGCAUUGAUGCCAUGGAUGUUGCUGGAGAGCAGCAGUUGGAUGUGGAACACAACCUGUUCAAGCAAAGGCUCGACAAGGAUGGCAAUCCUGUCACUACAGAGGCAGAGAAGCAUGAUUUGGGACAAGAGGAAGGUGAACCUUUUGACCCUAGUAAGCUAGAUCCUGAGCGGUGUGAAAGCUGCUAUGGAGCAGAGACAGAGGAUUUGAAGUGCUGUAACACCUGCGAUGACGUACGGGAAGCCUAUCGCAGGCGGGGCUGGGCCUUCAAGAACCCUGACACCAUCGAGCAGUGCAAGAGGGAGGGCUUCAGCCAGAAGAUGCAGGAGCAGAAGAACGAGGGUUGCCAGAUCUAUGGCUUUCUUGAGGUCAACAAGGUGGCAGGAAAUUUCCACUUUGCACCUGGAAAGAGUUUCCAGCAGUCCCAUGUUCAUGUGCACGCUGUGGAAAUUCAUGAUCUGCAGAGCUUUGGACUAGACAAUAUCAACAUGACUCACUUGAUCAAGCAUCUAUCCUUUGGGAGGGACUACCCUGGUAUCGUCAAUCCUUUGGAUGGCACCGACGUUGCAGCACCACAAGCUUCCAUGAUGUAUCAGUACUUUGUGAAGAUUGUCCCAACCAUCUACGUGAAAUGGGAUGGAGAGGUGGUUAAAACAAACCAAUUCUCUGUAACGCGACAUGAGAAAGUAGCCAAUGGGCUGAUCGGAGACCAGGGCCUACCUGGUGUGUUUGUAUUAUAUGAACUCUCCCCUAUGAUGGUCAAAUUCACAGAGAAACAGCGAUCAUUCACUCAUUUUCUUACAGGAGUGUGUGCCAUCGUAGGAGGUGUAUUUACAGUGGCUGGACUAAUUGAUUCGUUGAUAUACCACUCGGCAAAAGCCAUCCAGAAGAAGAUUGAACUGGGCAAGGCAUCUUAGUGGAGUGUUUUGCACAAGAGCAAACCAGACUGUUCAUCAUUCUCUGGAAGGGCCUAUCUGUAAAAGGGAAGUGACUACAAACUGAUGCUAACUAACAUGGCAAUAAACAAAAAUCUGAAUAAUC
Salvelinus namaycush (lake trout) is the source of this 1341-nucleotide messenger RNA. RefSeq names its product endoplasmic reticulum-Golgi intermediate compartment protein 3-like. The record is from RefSeq and is a predicted model, not a curated record. The coding region runs from base 51 to 1217 and encodes 388 amino acids. The transcript has 14 exons. Lineage: Eukaryota; Metazoa; Chordata; Actinopteri; Salmoniformes; Salmonidae. Gene Ontology annotation, biological process: retrograde vesicle-mediated transport, Golgi to endoplasmic reticulum; endoplasmic reticulum to Golgi vesicle-mediated transport. Gene Ontology annotation, cellular component: COPII-coated ER to Golgi transport vesicle; endoplasmic reticulum; Golgi membrane.